UCCAGAGAAAUCACUUCAAAUUGGCCCAUUUCAGGGGGGGACAAGGGACCAUGCUUUGGCUAUAUAGCCUAAUAUUUCACAGAAAUCUUUAAAUCCCGCAGUUGCCAGCCUGGUGGGCACAUUGUGGCGCACAACACGCCGUGAUGUCAGCCGCCUUGCAUUUUUUUCCUUCUUCUUCUUCUUCUUUUUUCUUCUCCUUUUUUUUGGAUAACGACUUUUGCAACUUGCCAGUGCAGUUUUUUUUCUCCCCCCACUUCAAUUAUGCAAUUACUCUGAUAAUCGCAGUGAGGGAAUUUAAGCGCCUUUAAUUUGUUYUUCAGGUGGAGAUGAUGGAGGGACCGUGGAUGAUGAUGGAGCAGCUCGGCUGCGCUCCUCCUGCUCUCCACAGACGGAGGAGCUGCAGGCUGCGCGUGAGACCUGAGGGAAGGAGGAGAUCCGGGGAUUCUUUGCUCCAUGCUUUUCAGAGGAGGUGCGUCCUGCAGAGGCUCUCUGACCUCGGAUGGCGCGGAUUUAUCUCCUUCUGCAUCACGUUCUUCGGACCCAGCCCCAGCGUCACCAAUCGUCUUCUCCCUUGGAGAGAGUGGACCAAUCAGUGACAGCCUCCGAUGAAUAUUCAUGAGUCCGAGAUUCAAACCUUUGAGCGAGUUUGUCUUGCUCCACAGCAUCACUCCUGGGACUUUUCACGGGCACAAACGGCAUUUUCUUAUGAAUGGAAAGAGAAAAAAAUCGGCUCGGCUUAAAUUGGGACCCGUCCUUCACUGAGAUCAUAGGAGGAAAACAACAAAAGCGAGACGAGYGGAACCGCCAGAAGAGAUGACAAUGACUGCGAUUCCAGAAAGUCUUAAUAGCCCUGCCUCAGGAAAAGCCGUUUUCAUGGAGUUUGGACCCCCGAGUCAACAAAUGUCGCCUUCCUCCAUGUCUCACGGACACUACCCCAUGCACUGUUUACAUUCUGCAGGUCACACACAGCAUGACAGCUACAGUCCYGCCUCGUCCUUCCCCAGAUCUCUGGGUUAUCCAUACGUGAACUCGGUCGGCAGCCAUCCCACCAGUCCAUAUCUCAGUACAGUACAGACUUACCAAAACAGCUCGGGACUCACACAGACACGACUGGAGGACGCAGCGCCGGAAUCCGAGAAGAACACUGUGGUGGAAGGCGGAGAGGUGCGAUUUAAUGGCAAGGGGAAAAAGAUUAGAAAACCAAGGACUAUUUAUUCCAGUUUACAGCUUCAGGCUUUGAACAGGAGAUUUCAACAAACUCAGUAUUUGGCGUUGCCGGAGAGAGCGGAGCUCGCCGCGUCGCUGGGUCUCACUCAGACACAGGUGAAAAUUUGGUUUCAAAAUAAACGRUCCAAAUUUAAGAAGCUGAUGAAGCAAGGCGGCAGCACAAUUGACACCAAUGUUUUGGCCACCGGCCGCGGACUUUCGAGCGGRUCCCCCUCUGUGGCGCCCGUGUGGACGUCGCCGACCACCGUGAAGGCUUCUGUGGGCACCACCGGCUCCUACAUCCCCAGCUACACCUCGUGGUAUCCGAGCACGCACCAAGAGUCUAUGCAACAGUCGCAGCUCAUGUGAAGAGUGACCGGAUUGUCGGGACGACAAGGACCCUGCAGCCAGCUGUGUGCGCGCGCGGCUCAGCGUUGAUGAUGCUCGACAAUAAAAAAAAUAAAAUAAAUAAAAUAAACGGAGACUGCUGUUGCCGCAUCCCUGCGAGCUGACACACGGAGGCCUGCUCAGAUAGUGGCAUGAGGGGAAGCAGGGGGAUAAGAAGGGAGAAGAGGUGUUCAAUGUAUCCAGGUCAACAAGUCCAGCGGAAAUCAAAAAGGCAAAACGGAUCCUUCUUUUGGAUGUUGUUGAUUCCUGUUUAGUUCUUUUAAUUUGUGUGAAGAGUUUAGUUGCUGAGCUUGUUCUGUUUAUAAGAAAACACGGGUUUGUUUACGCCAAAAUGUCGGAUCUUAAGGUGAUGACGACCUAAAAUCAUUAAAGGCCAAUCAGGCCACAGCAGUGAGUCUUUAACCAAAUUAUUGAUCACAAAUGAUGCGCAGGCCGUCACACUUACAGCAUCUCUAAUUCCACCAUAGUGAAGCCUCCGUGCAGCGCCACGUGUCCUUAUGUUGUUUUUACGUGUUUGUUAUUUAAGUUAAAUUAUUCGGACCUUUCUGUUAGUCUGUGUUCUGUWUGUGAGAACAACACUGUGUUGUUGAUGCUGCACUAAAGCUUUUUUCUAUGCCGUGCCCCCGGAUGUUAUGUGAAAAAUAUAAAAAGGCCAGACUAUUCGCUGCUUUAGAGAAAAGAAAAAUCCCGCGGAUGAGCAGCUGACUUGUCACUGUGUUUUUGUACAUAAUUUCUGGAUUUUGUUUUAUUAUUAUUAUUAUUAUUUUUGUGCUGUAUACUGCUGUGAAACAGGGUUUUUAGGGUUUGUGUAUCUACUCGUUCAAAUGUGUUUUUAGUCACCAUAGAAAAUGAUUUAGUUUUGUAUUGAUCACUUUAAUUUAUUUAUCUGUUUCUGGAGUAUAUGUACAUAAAAAAGUGCUAAGUUUCAAAAAGCAGUAAAAUAUGAU
This is a messenger RNA of Austrofundulus limnaeus, 2561 nucleotides long. RefSeq names its product distal-less homeobox 1a (gene dlx1a). The transcript is spliced from 4 exons. Lineage: Eukaryota; Metazoa; Chordata; Actinopteri; Cyprinodontiformes; Rivulidae. Bases 814 to 1575 code for a protein of 253 amino acids. The record is from RefSeq and is a predicted model, not a curated record. Gene Ontology annotation, molecular function: DNA-binding transcription factor activity, RNA polymerase II-specific; RNA polymerase II cis-regulatory region sequence-specific DNA binding. Gene Ontology annotation, biological process: embryo development; cell differentiation; negative regulation of transcription by RNA polymerase II.